AUGGGGGACCUCCAUCUGAAUGACGGGAACCUCCAUUUUCUUGUGGUUUUCUGGGUCCACCUUGAACCAGGUGUGCUUCAUGGAAUUCUGGUCUUAGUCUUGAUCUCCACCAGCUAUGCGGUCGUGGGGGUCUGCCUCAUCCAGUUCGUGGCGCCCAGCUGUGGUGGUUCCGGCAUCCCCGAGAACAAAGCCUUUCUCAAUGGGGCACAGAUGCCGGGCCUCUACAGCGACUUGGACGGACCUUCCGAGACGUUCCUUCGAGACGGCCAUCGCACCUGCUGGGUGCGCGCGGGCACCAACAUCUUGGCCAACGCCGCCGGAUUCCCCGUGGGGCGAGAAGGGCCGAUGGUGACCAUCGGCAGCAACCUCGCUUACUUGCUCUGUGAGAAAGUCCUGCAGCCCUACGUGAGAGAAUGGGCACCUGGGCAUGGGUCGAGAGUGUGCCCUGCGCUCUUGGUGGAUGAGCAACGCUUGGCGCAUGCCACACGGAUCUCCUGUACCGUGGGCGGCGCCUGUGCGAUCGCGGUGAUCUUCAACGCACCCUUCGGGGGGUUGCUCUACAUGUUCGAGGAGGUGACGGCCGUGUCCUGGUAUGAAGAGCUCACCUUCCGGGUCUUCGUGAGUACCAUGUUCUGCUCCUUGCUCUCCUACGGCUUGUGCUGGUUGAUGGGCUCGGACAUCACCGAGUUUGUGAUCUAUGCCGAGACCCCUCAGAUCAAGAAGUGGGCUUGGGGUGAUGUGCCCAUCUUCGUGGCCUUGGCGGCCUUGGUUGGAGUCCUCACGUCGCUCCACACCCGCGCCAUGUGGCGCUUCGCAGCUCUCAGGCAAUCUUCCCGUGAGCGCUGGCGGCGUCUGCAGCCCUGGCCCGAGGGUGAGUCGGGCUUGGAAUAUGUGCCCUUCAACUGCCCCGAGGGGCAGUACAACCCCAUUGCCUCGUUGCUGGUGGCCACCUCUCACAGCCGGGGCUCGGUGAAGCUGCUCUUCUCCGGCACCAACGGAGGUGAGAUCCAUGCGAGCUCUAGCUUCUUGGCCUUCCUCACCUACACGAGCCUCAACAUUGGUUUGGCUGGGCUACCAGUGCCUGGUGGAGCGUUCACUGCGACCAUGCUCAUGGGCGGGCUGUUUGGGCGCUCUGUGGGCGCCUUCUGCCACACGCUGCAGGUGACUGGGAGCCCCUCAGGCGUCUAUGCAGUGGUGGGGAGCGCGGCGAUGUUGUGUGGCUUCAAGCAGAUGACCUUGGCCUCGGUCCUCAUUGUGGUGGAAUGCGUGAACGACCUGAGCCUGGCGCCCAUUGUGAUGUUGGGCGUGGCGGUGUCCAUGGCAGUGAAUUGGUCCAUGAAUGAACGCGGCCACGACGAGGAGGUGAUUCACCGCCGCGCGCUGCCGUAUUUGGAGCCCGAAGCUCCUCAUCGCUUUGAUGCAUUGGCAGCCUUGGAUUUGUGUAGUCCUUGCUGCCCCUUGCUGCCAGAAGCACCACUGGCCCAGGUCUUGAGCGCUUUGGAAGAGGAAGCCCACUAUUUUCCAGUGAAGGAACCGGACGGCCCCUGCCUGGGCAUCGCCAGCCGCGCGGCGGUGAAGUCCUUGUUGCCGAGUUCGAGCCAGGCGGAACAUGUCCAGCUGGAUAGCGAGCUGGUGGAAGAGCUCCUUCCCAUCCACCGCGUCAUGGACCCCACGCCCUUCACUGUGGUGGAAGACAUGCCAGCACCCAGGCUGUACAGUCUCUUCGCGAAAGCUGGCGAGAGGGCGGCCUGCGUGACCUCGAUUCGUGGCGACUUCCGCGGGCUGAUCAGCCGGGAACGGCUCAUCGCGUUGACGCGCUGA
Durusdinium trenchii is the source of this 1821-nucleotide messenger RNA. NCBI's taxonomy places the organism in Eukaryota, Dinophyceae, Suessiales, Symbiodiniaceae. The record is from the annotation of a GenBank genome assembly.